This is a messenger RNA of Didymodactylos carnosus, 1878 nucleotides long. Lineage: Eukaryota; Metazoa; Rotifera; Eurotatoria; Philodinida; Philodinidae. The record is from the annotation of a GenBank genome assembly.
AUGGCUUCGGCAGUUUUAAAUGCCGUGUCGUCACUGGCCGUUGACGAUGAAGAAAAAAAUGUUGAAAUAUUUUCCUUACUAUGGUUAGAUAAAGAUGUCAAUACGACUGAGGAUAAUUUACAAACGCAACAUAAACUACGAGAAUCAAUUAAUUUUUUGAAAACAUUUAAUAAUUUGAGUACAUGUGAACAUUGGAUUGGACGACAUCAAACACAAGACGAGAAAAUAAUUUUAAUUGUCUCUGGUGCUUAUGGUAAAGAAAUUGUACCACGUAUUUACCACCAACCACAACUAGUUGGUGUCUAUGUUUAUUGUUUAAACAAAGAAAUACAUGAAAAAUGGGCAAAAAAUUAUAAAGAUAAAGUUUGCGCGGUGAUUACACGUCCUAGUGAAUUAAUUGCACAAAUUUCAAAAGAUCAGAAAAAUCGUCAACAAUUAGAAGAUGCAGCAAGUUCAGUCUUCACGGCUAGUACCAGUAGUUUCAGUUCCAGUACUUUGUCAUCUCUGUCCACGCAAGAAAAAUCAUCAUCUGAAUUAAAUGGCAGUUUUCUAUGGUCACAAGUGUUCAUUGAAAUCUUAUUGAGAAUGAAACAUGCCGCCAAUGAUCGUCAAGAAUUAAUUAACCUUUGUAAAAAAACGUACGUUGGAAAUCAUAUCGAACUUGAAUUAUUGAAGGAAUUUGAAGAAACAUAUUCACCGGAGGAAGCAGUACGGUGGUAUACACGCGAUAGUUUUAUUUAUAAAAUGUUAAAUAAAGCACUGCGAGUGCAAGACAUGGAUACCUUGAUUGCAUUUCAGUCAAUUAGACGUGUUUAUCGUGGCCAGCUAAUGUCAAAAGAUGAAUUAGAUGGAAUGAAAUUAAUCAUUGGAAAGUAUUUAUCAUUAAAUAGCUUUUUAUCAACAACACUUAUUCCUAAUGUAGCAUUUGAAUUCAUAUUAAAUGUUGCUCUCGCCACAAAUGAUUUAUGCCGAGUUUUAUUUGAAAUUGAUAUUGAUCCAGCCUUGAUCAAUGUGAAACCAUACGCUGAUAUCUCAUUGCACAGUUUUUUUAAACGAGAAGCCGAAAUUUUAUUUAUGUUAGGUUCAAUCUUCAAAAUCAAAGAUAUUAACACAAGAUCCGAUGGUAUCUCUGUGAUUAAACUUGAAUUAGCAAGUAUAAAUAAUAAUUCUGAGCUACAACAAUUAUCGGAUUAUAUGAAACAAAAUUUAGCUGAAGAACCAAAUCUCACUUCAUUAGGCCUAGCAUUGAAAGAGAUGGGCCAAUAUGAGAAUGCAAAAAAAUGUUAUGAACGUCAAGCAAAUGAAAUAGAUCAUAAAAAUCCUCUUGAAGUUGCUGCUUAUUAUACAAAUCUUGGAAAUGUUGCUUAUGCUGAAGGCAAUUAUGAUUUAGCAAUUGUAUAUCAUGAAAAAGUAUUAAAACUUUUUCAAUUAAGUAUCAAUUGUGACAAAUAUAAAGCAAUGAGUUACAAUAAUUUGGCAAUAGCAUACCAUGACAAAUGUGACUAUGAAAAAGCAUUGUUCUACCACAACCAGGCAUUAAAUAUCUAUAAAGAAAUGUACGGUAAUGAUGAUCAUCUUAACUUAGCCAAUGUUUACUUCAACGUUGGUCUCACAUGUAAUGCCCAAGAAAAAUAUGAAGAUGCAAUUACAAAUUUCGAACUUGCACUUGAAAUUCAAACGAAACUUCUACCAUUAUAUCAUUUUGAUAUUGCAAACACACUUGCUAAUCUUGCCACGCCAUAUGCACACACGGGUGAUUCAAAAACGGCAUUCGAAUUUCUUCAAACAGCUGAUAGAAUUUAUUGUCACGCAUUACCAUCAACACAUCCAGAUGUUAUUUUUAACAAAGAAAAGAUUCAAAAAAUCAAACACAAUUAA